AGGGUGACGUGAAAAUUAAAUUGGAGGUGUUUCUGGCAUUAUGGCCUCUCUGAACGCUGAACUGUAUUUCCUGUGUGGUGAAAUACAGUAUUCUAUUAGUAUCUUCGAAUGCUAUGACUAAUGUGCCACCAAGUCACAAUCUUUCCAGAGUUUCUGGUGAUGACUGACAGUUAUUUACAUAAAAUAGUAGAGGAAGCAGCGGUUACUAGUGUGCAAAUCCCUCUGUAUUGAACAGCAUGUCCAUCCCUGGCGCCCUUGUUCUUUCCACGUUAAGCAAAUAACGGGUUUUCGAGAUAGCAAGAGGUUGGGCUGGGACUGGAGGGACAAAGGGUUGCUACUUGUUACUGCUGAGGCUGCGUGAUCUCCAUCUGCCGUGCCUGAUGGACCCCCAUCUCUGUCCGGGAACUUUUGGAGAAUCCAAACGUCAAACUUUACAUUUAUAUCGGGAUUUGCCAGGUGGCCCGCUCACCAGACCGGACGAGAUAGAGGAGAACCCCGGAAGCGCUGCUUUUAUUAGUUUUCCGCGCCCGGCUCAAGUUCAGAGAUGCGGUGUUGCAAGAACAACGGCCCGCGGCGGGAAGGCGCCUCCAGACGCCGGAACCUUUGGUUCCAGCCCGCGCUGGCAGCGCCCAGGACUUGGCGAAGAGAGGACGGCGCGCGGCUAUGGCGGCGGUGGUGGCGCCGGCUCUGAAGCACUGGCGCACUACGCUGGAGCGGGUGGAGAAGUUCGUGUCGCCGCUCUAUUUUACCGACUGUAAUCUCCGCGGCAGGCUCUUCGGGGACAGCUGCCCGGUUACCGCGCUCUCCAGCUUCCUGACACCCGAGAGGCUUCCCUACCAGGAGGCAGUCCAGCAGGACUUCCGCCCCGCGCAGGUCGGCGACAGCUUCGGACCCACAUGGUGGACCUGUUGGUUCCGGGUAGAGCUGACCAUCCCAGAGGCAUGGGUAGGUCAGGAAGUUCACCUUCGCUGGGAAAGUGAUGGAGAAGGCCUAGUGUGGCAUGAUGGGGAACCUGUACAGGGUUUGACCAAAGAGGGAGAGAAGACCAGCUAUGUCCUGACUGACAGUCUGGGGGCAGGAGACCCCCGGAGCCUGACCCUCUAUGUGGAAGUGGCCUGCAAUGGUCUCCUGGGGGCUGGCAAGGGAAUGAUGAUUGCAGCCCCUGACCCAGAGAAGAUGUUCCAGGUGAGCCGGGCCGAGUUGGCUGUGUUCCACCGGGAUGUCCAUCAGCUCCUGGUGGACCUGGAGCUGCUGCUGGGCAUCGCCAAGGGCCUCGGGGAAGACAGCCAGCGCAGCUUCCAGGCGCUGUACACAGCCAACCAGAUGGUGAACGUGUGUGACCCCACCCAGCCCCAGACAUUCCCGCUGGCCCGGGACCUGGCCUCCAGGUUCUUCCGCCAACGUGGAGGUGAAAGCCAGCAUACCAUCCAUGCCACGGGGCACUGCCACAUUGAUACAGCCUGGCUUUGGCCUUUCAAGGAGACUGUGCGGAAAUGUGCCCGGAGCUGGGUAACAGCCAUGCAACUCAUGGAGCGGAACCCUGAGUUCAUCUUUGCCUGCUCCCAGGCGCAGCAGCUGGAGUGGGUGAAGACCCACUAUCCUGGCGUGCACGCCCGGCUCCAGGAGUUCGCCUGCCGCGGGCAGUUUGUGCCUGUCGGGGGCACCUGGGUGGAGAUGGAUGGGAACCUGCCCAGUGGAGAGGCUAUGGUGAGGCAGUUCCUCCAGGGCCAGCGCUUCUUUCUGCAGGAGUUCGGGAAGAUGUGUUCCGAGUUCUGGCUGCCAGACACAUUUGGCUACUCAGCUCAGCUCCCCCAGAUCAUGCGCGGCUGUGGCAUCAGGCACUUCCUGACCCAGAAACUAAGCUGGAAUUUGGUGAACUCCUUCCCGCACCAUACCUUUUUCUGGGAGGGGCUGGAUGGCUCCCGUGUGCUGACCCACUUCCCACCCGGUGACUCAUACGGGAUGGAGGGCAGUGUGGAGGAGGUGCUGAAGACAGUGGCCAAAAACCGGGACAAAGGGCGAACCAACCACAGUGCUUUCCUCUUUGGCUUUGGGGAUGGGGGCGGUGGCCCCACCCAGACCAUGGUGGACCGCCUGAAGCGACUGUGCAAUACAGAUGGGCUGCCCAGGGUGCAGCUGUCUUCUCCCGGGCGACUCUUUACGGCACUGGAGAGUGAAUCGGGGCAGCUGUGCACAUGGGUCGGGGAGCUCUUCCUGGAGCUGCAUAAUGGCACCUACACCACCCACGCCCAGAUCAAGAAAGGGAACCGGGAAUGUGAACGCAUCCUGCACGACGUGGAGCUGCUCAGCAGCCUGGCCCUGGCCCGCAGUGCUCAGUUCCUAUACCCGGCAGCCCAGCUGCAGCACCUCUGGAGGCUCCUGCUCCUGAACCAGUUCCAUGACGUAGUGACAGGAAGUUGCAUUCAGCUGGUAGCAGAGGAGGCCAUGUCCCACUAUGAAGACAUCCGUUCCCAUGGCAACACACUGCUCAGCACCGCAGCGGCAGCCCUGUGUGCUGGGGAGCCAGGUCCUGAGGGUCUCCUCAUUGUCAACACACUGCCCUGGAAGCGCACUGAAGUGCUGGCCCUGCCCAGGCCUGGCGGGGCCCACAGCCUAGCCCUAGUGACAGUGCCCAGCAUGGGGUAUGCUCCUGCUCCCGCCCCCACCUCACUGCAGCCCCUCCUGCCCCAGCAGCCUGUGUUCGUCCUGCAAGAGACUGAUGGUUCUGUGACUCUGGACAACGGCAUCAUCCGGGUGAGGCUGGACCCGACCGGCCGCCUGACAUCCCUGGUGCUGGUGGCCUCUGGCAGGGAGGCCAUUGCCGAGGGUGCCGUGGGGAACCAGUUUGUGCUGUUUGAUGAUGUCCCCCUGUACUGGGAUGCGUGGGACGUCAUGGACUACCACCUAGAGACAAGGAAGCCAGUGCUGGGCCAGGCAGGGACCCUGGCAGUGGGCACUGAGGGCGGUGUGCGGGGCAGCGCCUGGUUCCUCCUGCAGAUCAGCCCCAAAAGCCGACUCAGCCAGGAGGUUGUCCUGGACGUCGGCUGCCCCUAUGUCCGCUUCCACACCGAGGUGCACUGGCACGAGGCCCACAAGUUCCUGAAGGUGGAGUUCCCUGCCCGCGUGCGGAGCCCCCAGGCCACCUAUGAGAUCCAGUUCGGGCACCUGCAGCGGCCCACCCACUACAACACCUCUUGGGACUGGGCGCGAUAUGAGGUGUGGGCGCACCGCUGGAUGGAUCUGUCAGAGCACGGCUUUGGGCUGGCCCUGCUCAACGACUGCAAGUACGGCGCGUCAGUACACGGCAACGUCCUCAGCCUGUCGCUCUUGCGGGCACCCAAGGCCCCUGACGCCUCUGCUGACAUGGGGCGCCACGAGUUCACCUACGCGCUGAUGCCGCACAAGGGUUCCUUCCAGGACGCUGGCGUUAUUCGCGCGGCCUACAGCCUCAAUUUCCCCCUGUUGCCCCUGCCUGCCCCGGGCCCGGCGCCCGCCGCUGCCUGGAGUGCCUUCUCAGUGUCCUCGCCGGCAGUUGUGCUGGAGACCGUCAAGCAGGCAAGGGGAGGGGCGGGAUGGGGCCCGAGCUGGGUUCCCCUGGGCCCCGCCCACCGCCUACCUCCCACCUCCCUCCGCAGGCUGAGACUAGUCCCCUGGGCCGCACGCUGGUCCUCAGGCUGUACGAGGCCCAUGGCAGCCACGUGGACUGCUGGCUGCAAACAUCACUGCCGGUUCAGGAGGCCGUCCUCUGCGACCUCCUGGAACAGCGCGACCCUGCUGGCCACUUGCCCCUUAUGGACGCCUGCCUGAAGCUCACCUUUUCGCCCUUCCAAGUGCGAUCCCUGUUGCUCAUACUGCAGCCCCCACCAAACUGAGUCCCUGAGGGUGGGGUUUGUUUGUGGAAAGCUUUGGGGGCUCCCCCUCUUGCCUCCCCAGCCUGAUGCCAGGAUGAAUCUCCUCUCCAACAAUAAAUCCUGGGCUUAGGAACCCU
This is a messenger RNA of Hipposideros armiger (great roundleaf bat), 3988 nucleotides long. It is a transcript of the gene MAN2C1, whose product is annotated as mannosidase alpha class 2C member 1. Gene Ontology annotation, molecular function: carbohydrate binding; alpha-mannosidase activity. Lineage: Eukaryota; Metazoa; Chordata; Mammalia; Chiroptera; Hipposideridae. Bases 664 to 3807 code for a protein of 1047 amino acids. The transcript is spliced from 25 exons. Gene Ontology annotation, biological process: mannose metabolic process; oligosaccharide catabolic process. The record is from RefSeq and is a predicted model, not a curated record.